Molecule: messenger RNA, 2982 nt
Organism: Physcomitrium patens
Lineage: Eukaryota; Viridiplantae; Streptophyta; Bryopsida; Funariales; Funariaceae
Source: RefSeq, a predicted model, not a curated record
GGCAUUGUUCCGAGAGCUAGACAGGCCGCGUGGAGAAGUGUGUGUUUUUGUGUGAAAGAGGAUGGAUUGUUGAUGAAGGAGACGCCCUCGACGUGAAUGAGGAACAGCUGCGUGUGGUUUUUGAGUUGGGUUUCUCAGAUCCAGGAAUUUGCGACUAGCUUGUCGCGGCACGUGGAAGCUCUGAGAGCGAUUUCUGUGGUUUCCACGGAGAAGUGGAUGUCGAGGCGUGAUAAUUGUCGAAAUACAGUCACAUAGAUUCCCGGUUAGUCGGGGAUAGACGAGGAAGCGGAUAGUGAUCCCGUUCGUUGGUUCUUUGGAAGACAUCAACUACAUCGUGAGUAAAAUUUGUCAUUAGGUGUGUAAUUUCGACUUCCUCGCCGCUCUAAAGAGCCCAUUUUCAUGUGAAAUCGUUACUUGAGAGGGAAGUGGGUGAGCACUAUCAUCAUGGCACAGGUCGUAACACCGAAAGUGGAAAAGCCACAAGCAGCUUCAAAACUAUUGUAUAUUCUAGUACAAGAUGAUCCAGAGCCAGGAGCCAAGGAGGGAGAGCAAGGGCCGACCCACCGCUAUACGCGAGGGAUGCUUCAGAGUACUCUUCAGUUUAUGGGGUGCAAGGCUCGGCAUGCUACGAAGAUAAGUGAUCAGGUUUUUGAAGUGAUCAUGAGCCAAAUGCCUCCCAAGAAACCCAAGCGAGCCAGGUUCCCAGGUCUGGAUGAGGUGCCAAAAAAAGACGAGAAGCCAACAUUGUACGAUCCCAAAGGGUUCGUGGUUAGCCCCAAACCGCUAAAGAAGCGCUCUACAGCAACUGUACCCAGAGAAAAGUUCCUCGAUGUUGUUUGCGACGGGCUUAAGAAGUACAAAUAUCAUGGAGUCAAGCAGCGUAUGGAUCUCAUGGUCGCCUGCCGUAUUCGUGAGAAGAGAUCUUCUGUCACUGUUCUAUUGUGUGGAACAAGUGGGUGUGGCAAGUCGACAUUGGCGACACUGCUGGGACAAAGGCUUGGGGUGACCACAGUAGUAUCCACCGACUCUGUCCGGCACAUGAUGCGAGGUUUUAUUAGUGAGCAGGAAAACCCAUUGUUGUGGGCUUCCACUUACCAUGCUGGAGAAUUUCUGGAUUCCCAAGCUGUGGCAGAAGCAAUCCGUGUGAAGAGAGAGAAUAUGUUGGCAAAGCUUGCUCUCAAAACGGCUGCAGCAAACACAGAAACUCCUGAAGGCCCUAAUAACACUGGAGAUACAUCUGAGGGUAGUUCUCAUGAGUUGGAAGUCGCGAGUGAGUCGGUAGAUCCCAAGGUUAUGGCAAUUGAAGGAUAUAAAGCUCAAAGUGAAAUGGUAGUGGACAGUGUUGAUCGACUGAUUACAUCUUGGGAGUCGAGAAAGGAAUCUGUUGUCGUGGAGGGUGUUCACUUAAGUAUCAACUUCGUAAUGAAACUGAUGAAGAAACAUCCCUCGAUUAUUCCAUUCAUGGUGUACAUUGCCAAGGAAGAAAAACACAUGCAAAGAUUUGCUGUUCGUGCAAAACAGAUGACAACCGAUCCAACAAAAAAUAAGUACGUGAAGUACAUAAAAAACAUAAGAACCAUUCAAGACUACCUGUGCCGAGGGGCGGAUAAGCAUUUCGUUCCCAAGGUCAAUAACACGAACGUCGACAAGAGUGUGGCUGCAAUUCACUCCACCAUCUUCAACUGUCUGCGCCGCCGAGAGGCAGGAGAGUCCCUCUUCGACCCGAAAACAAAAUCAUCGAAAAUUAUUCACGAUGAGUAUAACAAACAGUUCGCCUCAUCAGCCUUGGGAUCCAAGAAUAUGUACAAGCUGAUUCAGCGCAAGAGUUCCUCACGCAAUCUGCUGGCCGUCGUAAGAUGUGAUGGAACAGUGGAGAAGGCAUGGCCGCUUGUUAUUCAGGUCGCAAGGCCUUCUCCAGGCAGUCUUUUCGAGUCUAGAGGUGUUGGUACGCCAAUGGUAGGACCGUUAUCGGUGGUUUCUUCUGAACCCGUGCGAUUAGCGUUUGGUGAGCUUGAUUUAAAUGAAUGGCUUAAAAAGGACCCCCGUAAGACCUCUGAACCUCAAGAACCCUCUUCAGCCGCCGUUCAGGAGGAGAAUGGAGCCGGAAGUAGCUCUUCGAAAACCCCUCUGAAUGAGAAAUCGAAGGACGCAGAGGUAUCAGGAAGUGAAGACGAGUACGAUGAGGAGGAAGAAGCGGUAAAGAAUCAAAAGGAAACUCCUGAAAACGAGAAGGAAGACAGCGAUGAGGAGGGAUCUGUUGAUGGUGGCAGUGAUCGUUCCGAAGGUGAAGAUGACUUCAUUGAAGGGGAGGAGGACGACGCAUACUGGGUCUACGACGAACCCACUCCCACCGCCACUGGAACUCCAGGUAGUAAAUCAGAGAGAAUGUCACGCUUGCGCUCGUUUGACAGGGCAGCGGCGGGGCGAGGCGCACCCGAAUUGCGCAAGGUGGUUUCAUACAACAGAGCCUCUUCCAAGAGGCAUCCUCCGAAGCGAACGUGAAGUUUGAUGACUCUUCACCGCUCUAGCGUGGUCCUUAUUGUGAGCUUUACUGUGACAUUUGUUGCGACGUUCGAUGAUUCAUUUACAUUCUCGCGAGAUUGCACUAGGCGCAUGUGGUAGUGAUUCUGCACAAGAUGCUACAUGUCCAUAGAAAAUACUCGCCGGCAUUUACAGGUUUUCUAUGAGUGAGAACCUUUCGUGAUUCUUUCGACUUGUUUCCUUUAACCUUCUAGAAUCUGGCCUGAAACACAAGUCUAAAUGAGGGUUUCAGAUUCCUCUACCGUUAAUAUUCUGUCUGAAUUGUUGCAUUCAUUCUUGCUUCGCAGCUCUCUCAGGAUAGAAAUCGAGUUUGUUUAUUUGUUUGUUUGCUUUCCUCCAAGAGUCUCGAAGUGUAAAUUUCUGUCUCCCACUGAAUUUGUCAGUGAUGAUCCUCUUAAUCGCACAUUAAUAGCUCUAUUGAUUGAGAGUUUUUGUUUGGAA